UUAGCAGACAAUCACUUCAGAUGUUUUUCUUUUCUGUACUGGAGAGUUCUGUUUUUCAACAAACGGGAAGUGAGUUUUGCUGAGGCAAACUGCUUUUCUAAUUCAGUGUUUAGAUGUAUAGCAGACUCGAGUGGACAGAGAGGGAAUCAUGAACGCUACAGCUUAUUUUCAGGCAGAUGAGGAGACCGAGCUGGGCUUGGUGGGGGCCGCUGUGAUCCUGGGGGUGUGUUUCCUGGUGGGAACACCUGGGAACCUGCUGGUGGUGUGGACCAUCGUGAAGCACGUGAAACAGCGUUCACAUACAGUGCUUCUCAUCCUCCACCUGGCAGUCGCAGAUCUUCUGGUGCUGAUCACUCUGCCACUGUGGAUCUACUCGCUGGUCUGUUCCUGGGUGUUUGGAGAGGCUGCCUGCAAAGCCAUGGUGUACAUCAUCAACGUCUGCAUGUACAGCAGCGUCUUCAUCAUCACCACCAUGAGUGUGGAGCGCUUCCUGGCUGUCAGAUACCCCUUCGCCUCAGUCGUCUGGAGAAGGAGACAAGCACUGAACAAGGUACUUCUAAUGAUAUGGAUGGCUUCAUUUCUCCUCAGUAUUCCCGUCAUUGUAACUCACACUUUGGGAGAAGAUUAUGGAGAAAAUCAAUGUCUGUUCAGGGAGUAUGAGACUGCAGCCCAGGAGGCUGUGUUGCUGAUUUUAGAAUCUCUUGUAGGCUUUGUCAUCCCUUUUUUCACUCUGUUGGUCUGCUACGGCUGCCUCUUCAGUCGCAUAGCGCAGAUGAACUUCAAGUCCAAACGUAAGUCGACGUUUCUCAUCUGCAGUGUGGUGGUGAUGUUCGCUCUCUGCUGGAUUCCUCAUCAUGUGGGGAACCUGCUUUCCCUCAUCUCGCUCGCUCUCAAGCAUUCAGACCCCAGCAUGGCGAAUAGUUUGGAGGACGCCUGCACCACAAUGACCUUUAUAGCAGGAGCCCUGACAUUCAUCAGUAGCUCAGUCAAUCCAGUGCUUUAUGUGUUUGCGGCACGUACCUUCCGCAGCUCGCUUCGGGAAACUGGAAUACAGAAGCUCUUCCAGCAUUUGUCCAGUGCAGCAUCAGGUGAAGGGAAUAAAGAGUUAUCAUUUGUGUCCAAAAGACAGAGUUCACACAACACCAACUCACAGUGUCUCACAGACUCAAAAGUGCCUGAAGAUGUGGCUAUGGAAUCAUGCAUCAAUACUUCAGACUGACUCUGUAAGAAGCUUUAAAACCAUUCGAACUGUUAUUUCUCAAAAAACGAGUGCUUGAAGUUUUUAAUGUAAUUUUGUAUUUCAGAAUUGCAUUUUACAUUUACAUUUAAUCAUUUAACAGAUGCUUUUAUCCAAAGUGACUUACAAAUAAGGAAAAUAGAAGCAAUCAA
This is a messenger RNA of Carassius auratus (goldfish), 1389 nucleotides long. Its product is annotated as leukotriene B4 receptor 1-like. Gene Ontology annotation, biological process: positive regulation of cytosolic calcium ion concentration; calcium-mediated signaling; cell chemotaxis. NCBI's taxonomy places the organism in Eukaryota, Metazoa, Chordata, Actinopteri, Cypriniformes, Cyprinidae. The record is from RefSeq and is a predicted model, not a curated record. Bases 149 to 1219 code for a protein of 356 amino acids. The transcript has a single exon. Gene Ontology annotation, molecular function: C-C chemokine receptor activity; C-C chemokine binding. Gene Ontology annotation, cellular component: external side of plasma membrane; membrane.